This is a messenger RNA of Cannabis sativa, 2269 nucleotides long. RefSeq lists its product as uncharacterized. Bases 465 to 1334 code for a protein of 289 amino acids. The transcript has a single exon. The record is from RefSeq and is a predicted model, not a curated record. NCBI's taxonomy places the organism in Eukaryota, Viridiplantae, Streptophyta, Magnoliopsida, Rosales, Cannabaceae.
AUGAUGAUGAUGAUGGUGUGAAAAAGAUAGAUUGAAGAUGAUCAUUAUUAGCUAAUUAUAAUUAACUAUAAUAAGAAAUUAAGACAUUCUAAACUAGCUGAGCAAGUAGUUCUACAGAGGGGCGUUGAUGCCAAAGUGAGAUAUUAUAUAUAUAAUCUCUCAAUUAUGGUAUAUAUACUAAAAUCCAAUCACUUUGUUGUCAAAUUUGGGUGAUAGAUUCGAUUUCAUCGAUAGAUUAUUAGGGUUUUUGAUUUUUUUUGUCUCCACACUAUAUAGCCCAUAUCAUCCCUUAUACAAUUAUCUUUAUAUAAAUAUAUAUAAAUAGCCCAUGUCUCCUUUUUCCUUUUCAGUUUCAUCAUUCCCACAUACCCAACUCUCCCUAUCAUCAAAAAAUAUCAUCAUCAUCACAUCUAUCUGUUUAAAUAUCUUAAAAUGUGUUAUUAGAGAAAAAAACACUUGUACCCAUGGCUACUGAGCUUGGUCUUCUCUCCUUGACCCACCUCCACAACUUGGCUCAAUCACAAGACAACCAAAAUCAAGAUCAAGAUCACUAUCAUCAAUUAAACCCUAAUACCCUAACCCCAACUACUACUACUACUACCACUCCUUCUUGGAUGUGGAACCCUAAACACCAUCAAGAACCUCAUGAGGAUGACUCAUGGGAAGUCAGGGCGUUUGCCGAGGACACCGGCAACGUCAUGGGGACCACGUGGCCGCCGAGAUCCUACACCUGUGCUUUUUGCAGGAGAGAAUUCCGGUCAGCACAGGCACUCGGCGGCCACAUGAAUGUCCACCGCCGAGACCGCGCUAGACUUCACCAAGUCCUACCUCCAUCAAAUUCUAUAACUAACCACCACCACCAGCAUCAUCCUGGUGGUGGUGGUGUAUCUGGAGCAGCAGCCACUGGUACUGUCGUGGCUGCUUCUUCUUUCUUAAUCCCUACAGGAGAAUUUGUCUCCUCUACCGCCACCAAUGGAGGAGGCAACGGUAGCGGAUUAUGUCUUCUCUACCAAUUACCAAACUCUAAUUACAACGGUGCCGGCGCCGGCUCCGGCACUUACAUUUCAAGUACAAAUGCAUGCAGUAGUGAUGAUAAUCAUUAUCAGCACCGAACUCAUCUUUCUAUCUCUCCUAAUCAAGGCGGAGCCGCCGGGUCACGGCCGAUGAUCGGAGGUAGUAGUAGUAGUAAUUAUAUGAUGAAUAAUGCUUAUCCUAAUAAUCAGUCAUGGGCUGUUGCUGCUGAAGAUCAUGAUGAUCAUAAUAACAAUGAAAAAGAAGAAGAAGAACUCGAUCUGGAGCUUAGGCUAGGGCAUGGCCCAACCUCAUCUAACUAACAAAGACAACAACAAAAAAGUUAUUUUUGGGUAAUUAAUUAUUUUUAUUUUACAAUUUCAUCAUAUAUAUUGUUUUUGUUCAUUAACAUUAUAUAAUUAAUAAGAUACAAUAUAUUAUUUUUAUUCCAUAAGAUUAUUUCCUUUUGUUUUUUUUUUUUUUUUCUGCUAAUGGUUAAUAAUUUGAACAUGGUUUUUCAACCUUUUAUUUAUUUUAAUUUAUUUUAUAUUUUUGGAGUGGUGUGAUAAAGGUGUGCAGUGCAGUGUCAUUAUCUAUUACAGAUUUCAGAUCAGUGAAGAAAUGAAAAGAAAUAAAGAUUGAAUUUUUAUUUUAUAGGGUUUUGUGUUUGUGUUUGUGUGGGCAUAUAUUUCCGUGGGGAUUAUUACAAUUAUUACGUAACCUCUCUGUUUCAUAAAAUUACCAAAAUGCCACUCUCUCUCUCUCUUUCUCUCUCUCUCAUCGAAAUUAGUGUUUCUUUUUGCCUGCUCAUUUAUGGCCAAUACCCAAAUACAUACAAACCACAGAAAUCAAAGGCAUUUAAUUCAUUCAGAGAUAUAUCAUGUAUAUAUAUAUAUAUUGUAUGUAUCGAUCCUCUCAUAUAUUGUCUAAUUAAUUUUCAUUUAUUGAUCAUCAUAGUCACUACACCUCGACAAAUAUACUUCCUUUCCUUCUUUAAUUCUACACUACUUUUCAGUUUUGUUUUAUUAACCAUAUAUAGAUAAACAAAAAUUAUUAAUUUUUAUAAUAAAUCUGUAAUUUUAUAUAUCCUCGUACGUAAUUUUACUCAUGUGAUAUUUAGAAUUUUACACUGUUUGUUCUUUUUGUAGCUAUAAACAUUACUAUAGUGAUGUUGAGAAACAUUACAUAAUAGUAAUUAAAGUAAUAUAUAUACUAAUUUUUGGACUGGUUAUUUGCGCUUAUGAAUAUUAAAAUAUUG